AAUCUGUUGAUUUCUUUUGAUUGGUUUCCGCAAAUAUUGUCACUGUCAGUGCCGAACCAAUACCGUAGAGUCGCAAACCAGCUGUGCUACUCACAUUUCCUCAGUCAGCGCUCAGUGCUCCAAAAGCAUAUAUAUGCCUUCGCGCUUCUCCCCUCUCCUCCGCAACCUCCACUCGCCAUUCGCUUCCUCGGUUCGAAUGGCGCGUGCUGCUCAACGCGCCGCCGUUGUUCCUCUUAACCUCACCUCAACCAUCACUUCCUCGUCUCGCACUGCCUCGUAUUUAGGCGUUGUUUCCCAUGCCAAUGGACUCGAUGCUUCUUCGGCCUCGAAAUUUUCGCUAUUCGGUCGGAGAUUUCACGCUCUGUGCGGAGGUGAGCGGGAGGUUCUAAAACCCUUGCGGAAGAUUUGCGCUUCGCAGAGGGACUAUCGGAAGGUGAGGAGGCGAGCGGCGAAGAGCAAGGAGAAGGAAUUGGAGCUCAAUGUCAGCAUUUGCAUCGAAGAAGAUUUGCCUGAUGAUCCUGAAAUUUUGAGUAUCGCAGAAAUACUUCGUUUAAAUGUUCCGAUGGCCAUGAAGUUAGCAUUUGAAGGUUUGAAAGAUUCAAAGUACAAAACCAGGGAUACUGCUAUUAAGGAUGUUGGUGGAUUUGAAAGUGUUGAGAUCUCCUUGCUUCUUUGCAAUGAUGAAUUUAUCCGCAAACUUAACAAAGAAUGGAGGGACGAGGAUCAUGCUACCGAUGUUCUCUCGAUGUCACAACAUAUCCCUGAUCUUAAGCUUCCAAUUCUUAUGUUGGGUGACAUUGUUAUUUCUGUUGAGACAGCGGCAAGACAAGCGGAGGAAAGAGGACACACUCUCAUUGAUGAGAUACGCAUUCUCAUGGUCCAUGGGCUCUUACAUCUUUUGGGAUUUGAUCAUGAGAUUAGUGAAGAGGCAGAAGUGGAAAUGGAGAAGGAGGAGGAACAUCUCUUAAAAAGUCUUGGGUGGAAGGGGAAAGGAUUAAUUCAAAGUGCAUAUGAUGCUGAAACAAAUGGCAAUUCAUAUGAGGAAAAAGCUUCAGAUGGUGAAUUGUCAAAAGACAGGAAGAAAGAAGGCAGCCUUCGAUUUUAUAAGCCAAAGUUCCGUUAUAUCUUCUGUGACAUGGAUGGUACACUGCUAAACAGCAAAAGUCAAAUUAGUUCAACAACUGCCAAGGCUUUGAAAGAGGCCUCAUCAAGGGGUGUGAAAGUGGUGAUAGCUACAGGAAAAACUCGUCCAGCUGUUAUAAGUGCUUUCAAGAUGGUAGAUUUAACUGGAAAUGGUGGCAUUGUUUCUGAAGUUUCUCCUGGGGUUUUCCUACAGGGGUUGCUUGUUUAUGGUAGACAAGGUCAGGAAAUUAACAGAACGAAUUUGGAUCUGAAUGUCUGCAGAGAGGCAUGCAUUUACUCUUGGGAGAAUAAAGUUCCACUUAUUGCAUUCAGCAAGGAUCGUUGCUUAACUCUAUUUGAUCACCCAGUGGUUGACUCAUUGCAUACUAUAUAUCAUGAGCCAAAGGCAGAGAUAAUUCCUUCAGUUGAUCAACUCUUGGCUACUGCUGAUGUUCAGAAAUUGAUCUUUGUGGACACUGCUGAGGGAGUCGCUACUUCUCUUAGGCCAUACUGGUCAGAAGCAACCAAGGGUCGUGCUAAUUGUGUUCAAGCUGUGCCAGACAUGCUUGAAAUUGUCCCCCCUGGAACUUCAAAAGGCAGUGGAGUGAAAUUGCUGCUUGAUCAUCUACAAAUCUCUCCAAAGGAGAUAAUGGCUAUUGGGGAUGGGGAAAAUGAUGUUGAGAUGCUUGAGCUGGCCUCUCUAGGCAUUGCUCUCAGUAAUGGAUCAGAGAAGACAAAAGGGGUCGCUGAUGUAAUUGGUGCCAGCAAUGACGAAGAUGGUGUAGCUGAUGCUAUUUACCGGUAUGCAUUCUGAGCUUCAAAUAAAAAACAGUGGAUAUUAAGUUGGUUGAGGCAUACAGGAAUUUAUCAAAGUAACUUUUUUGUUUUUCUUUCAAUAGAAUUUAUAAGGUGAACCUAGCUAAAAGAUUGACGAAUUUGACAAAUUUUGGCAUGAUAUUUGUAAAUGACUUCACUCUAUUCAUAAGCGGGUGAUAUUACUUGAGAAAAUCUAGCAAAUAAAAUAUACCUAUUUUUUAAUAUUAGAAAAUGGACAACCAAUGAUUAUUUGUUUU
Ziziphus jujuba (common jujube) is the source of this 2195-nucleotide messenger RNA. RefSeq names its product endoribonuclease YBEY, chloroplastic. Gene Ontology annotation, biological process: rRNA processing. The record is from RefSeq and is a predicted model, not a curated record. The transcript is spliced from 12 exons. Lineage: Eukaryota; Viridiplantae; Streptophyta; Magnoliopsida; Rosales; Rhamnaceae. Bases 134 to 1936 code for a protein of 600 amino acids. Gene Ontology annotation, molecular function: metalloendopeptidase activity.